CGUUGCAACGUUCAUAUCAAGCAAACAGAAAAGCAAGGAAACCUUAAAGGGUUCCCAAAGGAACUUAAACCAAGAAAAAAGAACACCCGAAACCAAAACUUAGCAGCCUACCAGCUUAACAGCAGCCAAAUUGAAACAAAAUGAAAGGCUACCAAAUGUCCUCAGGCCUAUGCCUGAUUGUUCUCAGUGUUUUUGCUUUGCAAACGCAAUUCGCCACAGCUUCGUAUUCGAUGAGUGAGACAUGCCAACAAUACUCAGAAGGUUAUAUUGCCAAUCCCGAUAAUUGCCAAGGUUAUGGAUAUUGUCGCGGCGGAGUUUUGAUAGGAACUGGUACCUGCAAAGAUGGCUUCCUUUACGAUUCUAAUGGUGGCAUCUGUGACUAUGCGGCUAAUGUGACCUGCAUGAGCAAACUCGAGAGUACCUGCAGUGUAGUUGGCGAUCCUGUGUACGUGGCCGAUCCUGACGAUUGCACCCGUGCUUGUUAUUGCAACAAUGGCAAAUACAGCUGCACCUCUUGUCCCCAAUACCAAGUUUUCAAUCCCAACACCAGAUCAUGCGUCUACAGUAGCCAAUACUCUUGCCCCGCAAGCUCUAUUUGUCGUUUGGUGCCCAACAACAAGUUCGUAGGAGAUCCAAAUAAUUGCGGCAACUUCAUACAAUGUGUUGGCGGUGCCGGCCUCAGUCAACUCUGCCCCAAUAACUUGCAUUACAACGCCGUUACAGGCUAUUGCGCCACUGAUCCUCCAAACUGUGGAAAUUCCCCCCCUUCGCCCACUCCACCAUCGGCAGGUCCAGGCGUUCUGCAAAACUUGCCGACUAAUUCCACGGCCUGCUUGAACUACAAGACUCCCCCAAGCGGAAAUUCUUAUUUCGUUUCAGAUGGCACUACGUGCAUGGGUUUUUAUGUUUGUGAUAAUACUGACGGACCUGGUACAUGGUACAAAUGUCCCUUCCUUACCCAUUUCGAUGAAGAGGAACAAAAAUGUGUCACCCCAUAUUCGGUGCGUUGCCCCUACGAUCGCUGCGGCAAUCUUAACCAAACUUUUGUCGCCGAUUUGGGAUGCACAUCCUAUUCGUAUUGCAUCACACAAACGAAACAAAAUUUCGGUGGUAAUACUUGCAAAGCUGUGAAUUUCAACUAUCAAUACUUUAAUGAGGUCGCAUCAGCCUGUGUCAAUCAGGAUCCCGCAUACCCGAUUUGUACGUCGAGCUAAGAGAGAGAUGAAAAU
This is a messenger RNA of Stomoxys calcitrans (stable fly), 1229 nucleotides long. RefSeq names its product peritrophin-44. Bases 141 to 1214 code for a protein of 357 amino acids. Gene Ontology annotation, cellular component: extracellular region. Gene Ontology annotation, molecular function: chitin binding. Lineage: Eukaryota; Metazoa; Arthropoda; Insecta; Diptera; Muscidae. The transcript is spliced from 2 exons. The record is from RefSeq and is a predicted model, not a curated record.